AUGGCUGUUAGCAUGAAGACGAAGGCCACGAAGCCCCCAAAGGUGGUGAAGCCAAAGGCUACUAAGAGACGAUCCACCAUCACCACCAAACGCCACCGCUUCGAAGGAUUUUCAGAACGUAUCGCAAAGCUCAAGAUCGAUCCCAUUAGGCGCAGAAGAAAUGCGGAAGAGUUGGACGAGCUCACGGAGGCGACGGCGACAUACUUUGGGCGGUCGUUGGUAGAGUGGAAAGACCUGAACUUGUCAGCGACCUUCACGGCAUUCGCGAAAGAGGUUACGCCGUACUGCGAUAGUCUGCCGAUGGUCCUGCACAAUGAGGCCAAGAUCAUGGCAAUACUGGUGGUGUAUAUAGAGAAGGCGGAUGAGCUUGCCAUGGAGCCCCUACUCAAGCUCAUGUCUGACUUCGCCCACGAUCUGGACGUCAGAUUUGAGAAGCACUUCGCAAUAGCUGUGUCGACCAUUGCAGCGGUCGCAGCGAAACACCAAGAUCCUGCUGUGGUGGAGUGGAGCUUUACAUGUCUUGCAUGGCUGUUUAAGUACCUGUCGCGACUCCUGGUGCCUGAUCUUCGACCUUUAUACGAUUUGUUGUCCCCCUACCUGGGCAAGCAAACACAGAAGCCUUUCAUCAUUCGCUUUGCCGCCGAAUCAUUGAGCUUCUUGGUACGCAAGGCAGCAGCGACAUACGAUCGAGACACGGAGUCACUCGACAGCAUUGUUGCGCAUGUAUUCAGUGACGGGUAUGCUACUGGUGACCAGCGCACGGCAGAUCUUCUUCGCCAGGGAAUCAUGACAACCCUAACCGAAGCGAUCAGAGGCGUGCAGAGUGGUAUACACUCCGGCGGCCUCGCAAUCGUCAAGAGCCUGCUGAAGGCGACUCGACGUACAAUAGGACCUGCUCGCAGCACGGCGCAAUCCAUCAUCAUCGGCACCCUCACCAGCUUGAUCCACAACACGAAUUCGAACACUUUUCAGCCAGUGCUGGAAACGAUCCUAAACGACAUCGCACUUUCGCCACCGGUCGAUGACCAGGAGGUUCAGCUCGCAGCCGAGCUGCUAUUCGCCAGUGUGUCUGUUCGUAAAGGCACUCGGGUAGCACAGUGGAAACCUGUGGUGACGACGCUGAGAGCCUUGUUCGAGCAAGCAGAUGUGCUUCUUAGUCUGGAAAAAUCUACGGCUUCAAUCAUCCUCAGCACACUUGCUGUAGUCAUUCAAAGUGCCACUAUGGAUGCAAUCAUGACUAUGCUUUCUCUAGUUGAGGCUAGUCGGAAAGGCAAGUGGAAGCCGCACUUCCUUGACUUCUGCGAUUUGUGUAGUCGACUCGGCCGCGAGAAGUUUGAGCAAUUCGUCAUGCCACAGAUGCAGAAGUUCAUCAUCGAGCAGUGGGGCAGUUCUAGCACUGAGAUCUAUCGCUUGCUUCCACACAUCCACGGAGCCGCAGAGCAGCGACAAAUCCAAGCGCCCACUGAACUCCAGUCUGACCUUGUCACCCAUCUAGCCGCCACACUCGGCAGUGUCAACGCAUCCGAGCUUGAUCUAGCAACUGCAGACAGCUUGAUGCGUGCAACAUCAUGCUUAAAGAUGAACGAAAACCAGAUUAGCCAGCUCGAACUUGUACUUGCGCGGAUCGUCAAGAACGCACUCGAAGAUCGGAACACUGCAGAUGACCUGCGCAUUAAGUUCGCUCUUGGACCAUGCCUUGGGCGCCUACUCGCGAUAAAUGCUGCGCGGGCCAUUGCUACAGCACCAUGGGCCUCACUGUGCUCGGUCAGCAGCAAGCUGUACUCAUAUCCAUCGUUUCUAGCUAGUCUGAAAAGUUACAUCGAAGCCGCAGAGCUUCAAGGUGUCGCCACAUCAGAUAUGAAGCUCCUAUCAGACUCACUGGUGCAAGCUUUGGCACUACCAUCUCACGAUGUGCGAGAGCUGAGCCUUGAGCUGCUUAUCAAGCUUUACGAGAUACAGAACAAGCUGGUCGCGCCUGCUCUACACACUGCGUACACGAUUGAGAGCACACCAAUCAGUCUCGCCUCGAGCAGAGCUAUCACUAUGGGCAUCAGACGACUUGCGUCCGAAUGUGAGCAAACAAGCUCGGACGAUCUCGUCCUGCAAGCCAUUCCAACCUACUGUUUCGGACUUCUCCAUAUACGACUCGCGCAAGCCUGGGACGAGGCGAUCGCUGUCAUCAUCGAGCUAUGCAAAUCUCCUCGAAUUGAGGGUGUCGUCAUCGAUCUAGCUCAACGCUGGCUAGAAGAGUCGUCAGAGGAAGACGAAGCGCUUUUGCUUGAAAAGCCACUGGAUGUGGAAUCGGAGUGGACCAACACAGCAUCUGAUUUCGAGUGCUCAAAUCUCAUGAGGAUAUCUUCCAUUUGUAAGCAGGUCUUCGAGGAUCCCAACAAUGGAUAUCCCUCAGUCGAGCAGCAAUUUCAGGUGGAUGUGAAGCAGGUGCAAGUCUACAACUCUACAUCCCGCACUCAAGCCCUACGAGUCCUGCAGAAGUCGCCACAGCUUGCAGAAAAGCGGUCGCGAUUACUAGUGCCUGUUUUGCUGCGUUGGGCUGGUGCUGUUCAGAAUGACGACGCCGUCGAGGGUACCAACAGUAGCAGGUGGACACGCAAAGAUCAAAAGGCAAUGCUGGCCAUCUUUGCGCAAUUCACAAAUCCGAAAGUGCUCUACAGGUCCGCUGAUGUGUACGAUGCACUGCUGAAGCUCUGCGCAAAUGGUGAUGCAGAGAUACAGAGCUCAGCAUUGAAGGCCAUCUUUGCCUGGAAGGACGCCGCCGUGACUCGAUAUCAAGAGCAUCUGGUCAACUUGCUGGACGAGGCACGAUUCCGGGAAGAGCUUUCUGUGUUCUUGCAGGAUGGUGACCAGACAAUACGAAAAGAGGACUAUGCACGACUCAUGCCAGUUCUGCUUCGACUGCUGUAUGGGCGAGCGAUUGCCGGUGGCAAGCAUGGUCAAGGUCCACGGCGGAAGGCAAUCUUCGUUUCACUGACGAGAUUCGACCAGCAUACUUUGGGCACAUUCGUGGACAUCGCGACGACUUCAGUAGCCGCCACGCCAAGCGCAGCCGGAGAAAUCGGUUCUGCAGACGCGACCGCAAAUGUGUCUCUGCGUCAGCAACUCGGUAUGCUGAACAUGCUCGAGGAUCUCCUUCAGACACUGGGAGCCGAUCUGGAGCCUCAUGCGGAGAAAGUCUUACGUUCUGUUCUGAUCUGUACCAUACCAGCUGCACAGCGCAUCGAUGUUGGCGACGACACCGAAGACGCAUCUCUCCUGCGCUCUGUGCGUUCAGCAGGCAUGCAAUGUCUUGUGCAGAUCUUUGCAGAGAUUAAGGAGCUUGACACGAGCGAGACUGCGACUCUCAUCCUUGGAAAGCUGAUCCAACCUCGUCUUCCCAAGUUCGCGACCGAGAACAAUCAGUCAGUGUCAGGCUUACUUCGGCUAUUGGCUGCAUGGAGUGCCUCAUCGCGGACUGCCCAGCAUUUGCGCGGAAGCGACGGCACACUGCUUACUCACGUUGCUGCUCUACUGCGUGAGCCUAGCAGUAAAGAUGAGGUUCGACUGUUUUUGCUGCAAGACUUACUCGAUAAUCUAUCAGAGCCUGGUGCGGAUUCAACAAUUUUGGACCCCCAUGUGAUUGACUUCGUUAGGAGCCUUGCCUGGGUUCUUGGCCAUGGUCCUUCUAAGCACGUCUUGGACGCCGGCGUGCAGUCUCUUACUAAGCUUGCCGAGCGCGUUAGUGAUGAGGAAGAGGCUCGUAAUAUUAUUGACGUGUGUAGCGAGCUUCUCAAGAAGCCCGGGAAGCUUGUCUCUCCUCGCUCGAAGGUCGGCCUUCUACAGACUUUGUUGCCUCUGCUCGACGUGGCUGAAGUGGAUCCAGAAGGCCCACUAUACGAAGCAGUCGUUGGGCUGUUCUCUCGACUCGACUCACCAAAAGCACGAGAUCUCCUCGCAGCCGUCCUGACGAAGAUCUGUGAGGCAGACGCGGAGUAUACUAUGACGGCUCAAGUGUGUAAAGAGCUGAAUGCGCAGCAAGGACUACGACUGGACGAGCCCAACCAUGAUCUGCGGGAGCACGCCUUUACCAGGAUCGCCGAAUUGGUUGGCACACUUACGCCUCGACAGUGGCUACCCAUCAUACACAACUGCUUAUACUAUAUCAAAGAUGUAGACGAUCUAGUCAACCGCUCAAGCGCUGCUCAAGGUCUCGCACGAUUUAUUGAUGCAGCUGCUACUGAUCUGGACCGGUUCAAGCCUGUGCUUGCGCAAGUCAUAAUGCCGGCCAUCGAACGUGGUAUGCGCGAGUCGACUGAGCUGUUUCGGGCCGAGUAUCUUGGCCUCUUGGGCCGCCUCGUGGAGAAAGUACCUGGCUGGCAGGCACUCGCCGAUAUGCAAUCAUUGGCUGGCGGUGGUGACGAGGACGCCUCAUUCUUCCACAAUGCACUUAACAUACAGCAACAGCGUCGUCUUCGUGCCUUAAGAAGAUUGGCUGAGACCGCGCCAUCCCUGACCUCCAGCAAUAUUACCAAAAUUUUCUUACCGUUCUUGGAGCACUUCGUCUUGGACCCUGCGCCUGGAGAUGCUGGCCGUGCGUUGUCGGAUCAAGCUGUGUUGACUAUCGGUGCUCUUGCAGGCUCACUCAGUUGGCCCGCAUUUCGAGCGACAUUCAAGAAAUAUGCUAGCUUCAACACCUCGAAGGAGAAUCUGGAGAAGACUUUACUGCGGCUCCUGGGCUCGCUCGUGGAUGCGCUCACAGCCACCUAUGCUAGAAGCCAGGCCAAGGACGAGACGCUUUCGAAGGACGCUGUCAUCGCGCAGGAGUUCUUGCCGCCCCUGCUUGGAUAUCUGCAUCACAAAGACGAGUCCACAGUCGAUCGACGUAUGCCUGUUGCAGUCACGAUCGUGAAGCUGAUGCUCCUGCUUCCCGAAUCCGAGUUGACGGCUCGACUGCCGGCUGUAUUGACAGACGUGUGCCAAGUCUUGCGUAGUAAGAGUCAAGAAGCUCGAGACCAAACGCGUAAGUCACUCGCAAGUGUUCUGGGACUAGUCGGUCCGAGAUACCUCAACUUCAUCCUCAAGGAACUUCGUGGUGCUCUCCUGAGAGGAUACCAGCUCCAUGUUCUGUCUUUCACUGUGCACUCCCUGCUCGUCAGCGCGACCGAGAAGUGCCUACCUGGCGACUUGGACGACUGUCUGCCCGAGUUGACCUCUGUAAUAAUGGACGACAUUUUUGGCGUCACUGGUCAGGAGAAAGAUGCGGAGGAGUACAAGAGCGGUAUGAAAGAAGUUAAGAGCAGUAAAAGCUUCGACACCAUGGAAUUGCUUUCAAGGGUGACGCCGGUCAACAAGCUCGGUGCACUCUUGCGACCUAUCCGAUCACUUCUUACAGAGAAGCUGGACGCUAAGACGGUCAAGAAGGUUGAUGAACUGAUGACCCGGCUACGGAAAGGCGUCGACCAGAAUCCUGCAUCCGAUAGCCGAGACAUGCUCGUCUUCUGUCAUGAGAUUGUACGACAGGUGUAUUCAGAGCGGAAUGCACCUGUUGCGAACGGCGUUGUCCAUGACUACAAGGUUCGCAAGUAUCUCAUCCAGAUGGAGUCUGCGAACAAGUCGAAAAGCAAAGGCGCCACCACGUCUCAGCUAUACAAACUCAGCAGCUUUGCCCUCAACCUCGUGCGCAAGGUCAUUCGAAAGCACGAUGAUCUGCUCACACCAGGCAACAUGGCAGGAUUCCUGCCGAUGGCUGGUGAUGCCCUGGUCGAGGGAGAAGAAGAAGUCAAACUCGCUGGCAUACGAUUACUCGCUGCUGUGAUAAAGCUGCCACUCGCAGAUCUCGACAAGAAUGCCCCCGUAUAUGUCAAAGAAGCUGUUGCGCUCGUCAAAGGAGCAUCGAAUAUGACCACCGAACCUGCUAAGGCAGCACUCGAGCUCAUUACCUCAGUGUUGCGAGAGAGGCGAAGCGUGGAGAUAAAAGAGCGUGACAUAGCGCACGUGCUCAAAGUCCUCAAAACCGACAUCGACGAGCCCGAUCGCCAGGGCGUGAUCUACAAGUUUCUACGAGCCGUGCUAGGUCGCAAGAUUGUCAUCACGGAAGUCUACGAGCUCAUGGAUGAGAUGGGCAAAGUCAUGGUCACGAAUCCAGAUCGAAGCAUCCGAGAAAGCGCUCGAAGCGUGUACUUGCAAUUCAUCAUGGACUAUCCGCAAAGUAAGGAUAGGUGGACCAAACAAGCAGGUUUCCUGGUGGAGAAUCUACGCUACGAGCAUGCGACUGGUAGACAGAGUGUGAUGGAGCUCAUGCAUCAGCUGUUGAGCAAGCUUAACGACGAAGUACUAGCGCAGUUGGCCAACAAUUUCUUUGUGGCGCUCGUGCUGGUCCAGGUCGGCGAUACAGAUCCGGCUUGUCGACAGAUGGCUGGACUCUUGAUAGCGAAGCUAUUCGAACGAGCGGAUGAGGAGCAGGCUGGUGGCUUUCUGAAGCUGAUGGGUGGCUGGCUAAAGAAUGACAAGAAGACUACCAUACAAGUUGCCUCGAUGCUGUGUUGGAGGACGUAUAUGGAGUCUGCUGAUGUAUCCACCAAGCGGCUCAAUCAGCUGCGAGACAAGAUGGUUGAAUUCUUCACUAGUGAAGAUAUAGUGGUCGGGCCACAGCUACUGCAGGCGCUACUUGACACAUUCGUGGUCAUGGUCGAGAAAGCCAGCGAGACAGCUUUCGACAAUGCUUCAGUAGAGAUCUGGCAGAACGUCCAACAGUGCCUUGCAGCGCCCAGCAGUGCAGUGGCUGCACCAGCGAAUGGCUUGCUCGGAUCUCUGUUCACUCACCUAGCACACAGUAGCGCUCGGGAAGGCAACGGACUUGCAGCACUGCCUCUCGUAGGUUCUGGUGGACUACAGUUUGAUGCACCUGAGAUGCGACAAGUCUGUCAGAUCUCCUUGCAAGCUAUCAUGACCUGCACCACUCAGACCGACGAGUCGCUGAUCUCGCAAACCACCCGCAACCUGGCUUUCCUGGGUCGAUGCUUCGCAGUUAAUGACAUGGCCUGGGAAGAGGACGACGGCACGACAGCAAUACAGUACCUACUAGGCCAACUCUCUUACAUCAUUCGACAGGAAAAUCUUCCCGUACCUGCUCGCAAAGCAGCCAUCAACUGCCAAAGCAUACUAGUAAACCAACUACCCGCACUACCAAACCUAGCGAAACUGCUCCGACCCCUCUACCUCCUCACCGAUACAGCCAGUACCCAACCACCAGGAACAGCCUACCGUGACCUGGCAGACCAAGCCCAAGAACUCAUGGCCUUGGUUCAGAAGAAGGCUGGAUCAGAAGCAUAUAUCGCUGCUCUAAGCGAAGCGAGGAAAGGUGUCCAGACUGUCAGGGAAGAGAGGAGGCGAAAGCGGAAAAUUGAGGCUGUUAGUGCGCCGGAGAAAUGGGCGGCGAGUAAGAGGAAGAAGCAUGAGGGUCAGAAGGCUGUCAAGAAAGCUAGUAAUGUUGAGAUGAGGGGCAGGAGGAGAGGAUGGUAG
Molecule: messenger RNA, 7515 nt
Organism: Recurvomyces mirabilis
Lineage: Eukaryota; Fungi; Ascomycota; Dothideomycetes; Mycosphaerellales; Teratosphaeriaceae
Gene: UTP20
Product: U3 snoRNP protein
Exons: 1
Coding region: 1-7515 (2504 amino acids)
Cellular component (GO): nucleolus; small-subunit processome; 90S preribosome
Source: RefSeq, a predicted model, not a curated record